GUUCAUCUUGCCACAUUGAGAAACACCCGAAAUUCCAUUGUCCAGCUCAAGCUUCUGUACCUAUCGACCAUGAGCUCUCAGCUUUACAACAAUUCUGGCAAGCCCGAGAAAUUGAUCUAUGCGGUUGACCACGAGGACCCAGAUUUCUGGUUUAAAGUUUUCCGGGCAGGGCUACCAUUUAUCCUAGCUUCAGGCAACUGCUGGAACGAAGGAAUACCCAAAGUACGGGAUCGUCCUACGAGAGUAACCCAGCCGCAGUCGAAAACAAGCAUUCAAUUUAACCUCAUGGCACUGCCGACAGAUAUUUUUCUCGACAUAUAUGAUCUGGUAAUGGAGCCGUACGAAUUGAACGUUUACUUGGCCCCAAAGCUUCACGAAACCGGGCCGCCUAAGUACCACACACACAUGAUAAUUCAAGAACCGCGGGCAUGGGCAUCGAUGACCUUGCUGCAAGUCUCUCGGACAGUUCGAAACCUAACUAUCGCACGCUACGGCCAACCUCACAAGAAUUCACUUCCUUUCGAUCCCAUGGUAGAUAAACUAGUCGUCUUGGGGACAGAUCCUUUCUAUGUCCUCUCGGAACUGGAGCCAAUAGUGUCCAUGGCAAAGCGUAUUGGCCACAAACUCCAACGAAAGCUUGAGAGGAACAUAAUCAAUCCUGCCAAGCUCUUAUGCUACUAUAGCAGAUUACCCUCAGAAAACCCUCGUACUCGACUUACCCCGAUCGGAUCAGUAUUGCUAGAUCGCGUUCAACAUAUGGAAAUCCGAUUUUCUGGCUCAAACCAUGAUGUUAUGUGGUGGGACUUGCUUCGGGGUUUGACCCUUUCGUUGCCGAAUCUCAAGCAUCUAAGAGCUGCGUUCUACGACCUCGACACCUGUCCAAUCGAAGAUGAACAGGAAGACGCACCGCCUGUCCAUCACUAUGCAAUGCCAUAUUGGCGGUUUGUCCAAGGUAUCCGUGAAUACGAAGAAUGGGAAGAUAAUCCCCGACUUUUCCCUCGAUUGAAAUCGUUUGAGAUGUGGAAGACACGCAUGUGCAGCCUAGAAAUUGACGUACAUUUGGACUGGCUCCUCUGCCGUUCCGAAUAGCCAUACAGGAAUUGGGAGAUAGGAUAGUAUAAUUGGUAUGGUAUAAAGCUGUUCUAAGCAACAAGCAGCCCAAUGAAGAUACUAUAAUAGCAUCC
This is a messenger RNA of Daldinia caldariorum, 1184 nucleotides long. RefSeq lists its product as uncharacterized. The transcript has a single exon. Bases 70 to 1089 code for a protein of 339 amino acids. The record is from RefSeq and is a predicted model, not a curated record. NCBI's taxonomy places the organism in Eukaryota, Fungi, Ascomycota, Sordariomycetes, Xylariales, Hypoxylaceae.